Jaminaea rosea is the source of this 1567-nucleotide messenger RNA. RefSeq lists its product as hypothetical. The transcript has a single exon. The record is from RefSeq and is a predicted model, not a curated record. NCBI's taxonomy places the organism in Eukaryota, Fungi, Basidiomycota, Exobasidiomycetes, Microstromatales. Bases 121 to 1416 code for a protein of 431 amino acids.
CCCACCACCUCCUCAUCCUCUCCUCUCCUCUCCUCUCUUUGCAUCGGACACUCAUGGUCUCGACGACACCACUCACACCAUAGAGCAACCACUGUCCUUUCGUCAUCACCGCCGCCCAGCAUGGUUCACCUCAGCCUCCCAACCCCCGACGGCUUUCCACUCUCUGUCGACUGCUUCACUCCUCCGGCUCCUUCCCAGAUCAAGGCCUCUUGUGUCAUCAUCAAUGCAACGGGCGUACAGGCACGCUUCUACCACGACUUCGCUCGCUAUCUCUCCCAGCACGACAUCGCAGUCCUCACAUUCGACUAUCGCUUCUCGGGUACCUCACUGCCCCAAGCAGUCCUCAACCAACUCAAACAAGCAGGCGAUGAUGAAGUCAAGCGCGACGACAUCUUCCAUGCCGCUUUGGUCAGCUGCCCAGAGAAAUGGGGCCUGAUGAGCCACUGGACACAACAGGACCUGGGUACCGUGGUGCGCUAUGCUCAGGAGCAGUGGAGGGGAAAACCGAUGACGCUUCUGGGCAACUCGUUGGGAGGUCACCUCGCCACGUUGCUAGACGAGGAGAUCCUCUUCCCCUCCUCUUCGAGCUCGACAGACACGGCACCUGUCCGCAUUUUGAACGUCUGCGGUGGGAAUGCCUACUGGCAGAACAAUCCGCGCCCGGAAGAGGCCCGCUUCGCUUUCGACGAGCUAGUCGUCAAGCCACUCGAGACCGACCGCGUCUUUCGAGCCAGCGCCCUCGGCCUAGGGUACGACCUGCCCUACGGCGUAGGGAGGGACUGGCUGGCCUGGUUCUACCAUCCCCUCUUCUCCCUUCAAGCCAAGAAGGACGAGGAGAAUGCCCGUCGUGUGGCCAAGAGGUGCGAGCGAUACCUCUACGUGGGGUUUGAGGACGAUGAGAGCAUUUCGAAGAACAUGAUGCUGCUGCAUUUGGGCUUGCUGGAUUUGAGCGGCAACAACGUUCACUCACUUUGGGUCGAUCCACCCAAGGCAAAGCCGGAGGCGUGGCCCAAGUGUGGGCAUGUCACCUCCUUUCAGCUGCAGAGGAAGAAGGGAGAACAGGAAGCAGAGGAGCAUGAGGCAUCUGGAGCUGAAGGGUACCAAGCAGCCGAGGAGGACGAAGACGAGGACAACAAUGACAACAACGAGGGCUCUUCCUCAUCCAAGCCUCCGCCAUCCCACCUCAGCCGAGAAGAAACGGUCUUCAUCCUCUACCGCGACUACAUCUUGCACGGCGACAUUUGGAAGUCGGCGGGAGAGUUUCGUCAAUGGCAUCCCGACGACGAGCGUGAUCGUCAUCAGAUACGCCGAGACGAAGAUGAGAGAAGGCGCAAGCUGAGGGCAGAGGGUAAGAGGGCUACAGGAGAUUUUGCUGAGGAUGAGGAGCACGAGGGAACGGCAAAGGCGCGACUGUGAGCCUGAAGGAUAGACGGGUUGCCUGCACUGCGUAGCGCAUCGCAUAGAUUUCCUCCCCUCGUGGCAUUGAUCUUUCUUUACAUAUGUAUACCGACUGGAUGAUGCUGCUCCUUUUUUGUGAAUACCAUCCAGCCAUCACACGAUCGGGGGA